AUGCCUCACAAAACUGACGAAAUCAAGGACCUUCUGCUCAAAGCCAGAAGAAGUGAUGCCAACACUGUCAAGGUCAAGGAAAAUAAGGAUAAUGUGAAGUCUAAAGUUCGAUGCAGCAGAUACUUUGAUAUCUUGGUCAUCACAGCCAAAGAAAGGGCAGUGAAACUGAAGCAGCCUCUGCCCCCCAGGUUGGCAAUAAAGGAGCUAAAAUGACCCUAGCA
This is a messenger RNA of Herpailurus yagouaroundi (jaguarundi), 221 nucleotides long. RefSeq names its product 60S ribosomal protein L38-like. The transcript has a single exon. Gene Ontology annotation, molecular function: structural constituent of ribosome. The record is from RefSeq and is a predicted model, not a curated record. Gene Ontology annotation, cellular component: ribosome; cytosolic large ribosomal subunit. Gene Ontology annotation, biological process: translation; protein-RNA complex assembly. NCBI's taxonomy places the organism in Eukaryota, Metazoa, Chordata, Mammalia, Carnivora, Felidae. Bases 1 to 213 code for a protein of 70 amino acids.